Molecule: messenger RNA, 1047 nt
Organism: Penicillium robsamsonii
Lineage: Eukaryota; Fungi; Ascomycota; Eurotiomycetes; Eurotiales; Aspergillaceae
Exons: 2
Coding region: 1-1047 (348 amino acids)
Molecular function (GO): protein binding
Source: RefSeq, a predicted model, not a curated record
AUGAACCCCGCCAACCCCGCGGUGACCUUGGACUCGCUACCCAACGAAGUUUUCGUCCAAAUCCUAUCCGACUUCUCAACUAGGGCACUACUCCCACUCACAUCAGUCAACCACCGACUCCACGCCUUGGUCCUAAGAAUCCUCCACUACCGCCUACUCCUCAGCACACCACUCAAGGAAUACAAAUUACUGCUGGAAUGCUUUCACCCUAGCUCAAAGCUCACCGAGCCACACGUCUUCUGCAAAUAUCUCGGUACAGAUGGACUGAGCGAGCGUCAUGAUGGCGCAGGCUCGUUGUACGAGAAUGUCGAUACUGCCCACCAACUGGGUAGAGUGACAGGCCUAUAUUCGCGCUUCCGUCCAGAGGCAAGCAACAAUGAAGAAGAACAAGACACAGAUGGCUCUGACUUCGGUGUCUCGCCAGGUAGGAUACUUCUGUUGUCCGGGGUGGUGGGGUUCAUACGGGCUGACAUGAAUGGGGGUCGAGAGGGCAAGGGAGAUGAUGCAGUGAUACGUGAGGUUACUUUAGAUGGAUAUGAGGAUUUCUCACAGUUAUGUGUGGUGGUCAAUCUAGUGCAAGUCAAGCCGGGGACGUCGUUGCUAUUGAGUGCAUCGACUAUUGAGGACGGGGUAGUUCGGUUAUGGAGGGAGUGGUUGCGUGGUCAAAGUGGAGAGAUAAAGAAGACUCCCGAGACUAACUUAGAAGAGGGCUCUGAAAAGGCUCGUAUUUCUUCCGACGAGGGUAUACUGUGGGUGGAUACAAGCAAGACCGUUGGGCUGAAAAUGCGCGUGCGCCCGAAGGCGUGGGAUCCGUCUUUCCCAGUGCUCGUACAUCAGGAUGAUCGGAAUGAUGAUUCUUGCGUUGGGUAUGAGGUUAUUUUACAAGGUGAGUUGCUGCUGCUAUCGAGAGGAUACCGUGUUGACUUAGUAGAACUACACAUCCGUUCUAUGCGCUUACUGUUAGCAGUCGAGCAGUCAAAGGAAGAGCAGAAAAUCCACCAAACCAACGCAAUGGUGAUUGGGGCUGCCCCAAUCUCAGUAUCUUGA